AUGGCCAAUUUUCCAGCUCCGAGCAUAUCACUUCCUCUUGAGGUUCAAGCAGUGAUUGCUCUGUCGGUUCACAACAAUCUGACAGCUGGCGAAUGGGGCAUCUUGUUCCAGCAUGCCGAUCUCUUUGGUCCUCCUAUCAACCCAAUUCGUAUCCCUCCACACACGGCGGGCCUGUGGAGGGUUGAUAAUCCAAGAAACUUUGACAGAAACGAGUGGAUUCACGGUUCAGUUAGCAUCCAAGCAAACAUGGGAGAUGAUGAUCUUGGUCUUUUCUUCCACCGCAGAAGAGCUGAAGGCGCCAACCAGUAUGAGCUAGAGGAUGGAAAUGUUGUCACCCUAAGGAGACACACUGUGAGGAACCAUCAGCAGAUCUUUGAGUCCACUGUUACUUUUGCACACUACUAUUGGGUACCCUUGUAG
This is a messenger RNA of Eruca vesicaria subsp. sativa (arugula), 420 nucleotides long. Lineage: Eukaryota; Viridiplantae; Streptophyta; Magnoliopsida; Brassicales; Brassicaceae. The record is from the annotation of a GenBank genome assembly.